AAUAAUUUUUAAAGGCUUGAUUACGCCUCGCUUGAUUUAGUUGAUUACGCCUCACUAAUUCCUUAUUGCUUUACUCAGGCUAGUUUUUCAUAUAUGCCUGACAUACUCGUUGUAAUCACCGCCGUCGUAAUUCGCUAUAGUUUGUUGUUUUGCGAAAUCUGACAUAUGAAAACCGAAUUACAACAACACACACAUCACAACAUGUGAAUUACAACGAAUUAUGUUUGUGCAUGAAAACCAGCCCUUAUAACCAACUAACUGAUAAAUUCAGGCUCGCGUAGCAGAUUUUAUAAACGCAAUCAUGCUUUGAAAUAAAAAUGUUUCUGCCAAACUGUGAUAAACGGCCGAAGGUGCAUCGAUAGAUCUAUUAGAAAUUCCGUUGAAAAUCCGGAAAUACUGGUUUGUCAUUCUACUCGCCAGUCGCCACAGGAAUCAGGCAGAGUCAACACGGCUCACGAGUGGUUGCGGUCGUUCCAUCCUUCACAAUGUCUUUAUAUAGCUAUGAAAUAUCUUUGUUGUGUUCUACGGUUUAAAAUGUCACCCUCGCGUUGGGAAUUAAUUUGAGAAUCGAGGAACAUAACCCAACAGUUUAAGGCAUCACAUGCUGUUGCAAUGGAUCGUUUUGUCAACUAUGGUGACGAAGUUUGGAAUUUUUUCUCAAGAUCAAUACGGGUUUAAGAAGACUUGCUGAAUCAACUGAACCAGGAGUAUCACGGGCGCGACAUUCUCGGCACGUCAAAAUGAAGGUCACCAGGCUGACUACCAUGAAACCAUGGGUCCUCAUCUUCCUCGCGAUCCGAAAUUUUCUCGAUGGCGCCGAAGAGUAUUUCAUUACGCCAACCGCAUGGUAUUAUAUCAAAUCUUUGGGAGGCACUCGAGAAUUUCUCGGAUUUGUACUCUCCAUAUAUGGCGGUGCGGCCGUCGUCGCCGGCCCGGUUCUCGGAAAGUUUGCCGACCACUUUGGCUACAUAAAAUGCAUCGUCAUUUUUUGCUACGGUCUGAAGGUAACUGGAAAUUUAAUUUAUUCAAUACCCGCCUCAGUAUACUGUCCUCUGAUUGGCCGAGCCUUGAGCGGGUUUUCUAUUGGUUCUACUGGAAUACUCUACGGUCAGUUGGCUUUGUACACCUCAGACAGAUCGCGUCCGAAGGCGUUUAUCUUCAUAAAUGGCAUGUACUGUUUGGGCACCGUAUGUGGACCAGCUCUGAGCAGUUUUCUGGUUUUCGACGUCGAUAUUUUUGGCUGGAAAAUAAAUCCUGGUAAUUCGUCCGGCGUUGUACUGGUAAUAAUAUGGUCGAUUUCGUUAAUAGUAUCGUUUUGGUUGCCGUCCGAGUUUGGAACUAGCAGCCAAUUAGAUAAGACGAUCGUUUCGUUGGAUGACGACGAUGAUGCCUCGAGCAGUUCCGAUGAUGGCGAUUCGUAUUUUAGGCCCUCGAAACCGCAUCCAAAGCACACGAUUUUCUGCGUGUUUUUCAUCAUUUUCUUAGGACAAUUUUUCCCAACCAUCGUGACAUUCUACACCCCACUUUUAGCUCAAGAACACUUCCAUUUACAGUUCCUGGACGUAAAAUUGCUUUUCCUUGCAAGUUCCAUACUAUCACUAGCGCUUUUUCUCGUUCUAUACCUCGCUACAGGUUGCUUUGACGAACUAAAACAAGCGUGUUUAGCAUUUCUUAUGCAAAUCAUUGCGAUUAUGUUGCUCACGUACUUCGCUUUUUACUGGGACGAAGUCUACUGGUAUGACAGUUACCUGCUUGUCCCCUACAUCGCCUUUGGCCUACAGAAUUUCAUAUUUGCAAUUGGCUGUUCACUCCUUGCAAGAAUCACGGACCCGAAUAUGGCAGGAUUUUACCAAGGUUCAUCCUUCUCUGUCGACCACCUUGGAUUCGUAUUCGGGAGGAUAAUUUCUGCGUUUAUAUUUACGAAAAUCCCGCUACUUCUCUACUGCGUAGGUCUCAGUCUUUUAUGGUUCGCUGGAAGCGUUUGGUUUUCAUUGGAAUGUAAAAAGAUAUUCAAUCUGAAGUGAAUUCGUGUCAAAUAACGCUGCAACGAUUUCGACCAGCCCGUGUCAUGGCUCGAAAACUUCCCGAGUUUUUACAAAAGAAACAUUUUAUGGAUUUUUAAUGAAAUGACGCCGUUCAAUUUUGACAUUUCAGAAUUAGAGUGGUCACCACCGUUAAACGGUGAUCGAAUCACACAAUCCACACAAGUCUGUUCUGUUAGUUUUCAUGACUUGUUUUGUAGGCAGCCCAAAUUGGCGUGAUAAAUUCAACGCGAGAAACUACUGAUGUAAUAAUAUGUUAUUAUUCGAUGCUAACACAGCGAAACAUUCCUCGCGUUAAAAAUAUCACGCAAAUUUGGGCUACUAUGCUUGUAUAGAAAAAACUGAAACAUAUUAUAACAAUUUAUAUCAUAUGAAGACCUCUGUUGACCGCUAAAAACCCUUGAUUUACAAGCUCGAUUUCAACGACUACACGUCACCAUCAUACACCAUCAUUUUUCCUUUCGAGAUUCCCUGCCAUACAAUAUAAUAUUUGAAUG
This is a messenger RNA of Dendronephthya gigantea, 2539 nucleotides long. RefSeq lists its product as uncharacterized. Gene Ontology annotation, molecular function: transmembrane transporter activity. The transcript has 3 exons. Gene Ontology annotation, biological process: transmembrane transport. The record is from RefSeq and is a predicted model, not a curated record. Bases 741 to 2024 code for a protein of 427 amino acids. Lineage: Eukaryota; Metazoa; Cnidaria; Anthozoa; Malacalcyonacea; Nephtheidae.